Brugia malayi is the source of this 2868-nucleotide messenger RNA. RefSeq lists its product as uncharacterized. Bases 1 to 2868 code for a protein of 955 amino acids. Gene Ontology annotation, cellular component: nucleoplasm. The transcript has 21 exons. Lineage: Eukaryota; Metazoa; Nematoda; Chromadorea; Rhabditida; Onchocercidae. Gene Ontology annotation, molecular function: protein binding. The record is from RefSeq and is a predicted model, not a curated record.
AUGAUGUUUGACGGAUUGGGUGAAACACAACAAACCCAACAAAUUCCAUUAUAUGAUUUGGAACUGUCUGAUGAUGGUUCUUCCUCGCUGAUUAGUGAGCGUGAAAAACGGCAAGUUUCAUGUUCUGGACGGCGUCGAACAUCAGGGAUCAGGCAACGGCAGGGCUCAUCGACAUCAUCGACACAGGUCUCUUCAUCUGUUGCCAAUAACGGGUUACAGCGUGCACACAGUUCACCGUUACCAGCUUAUCCAGUGAGCAUACGUCAGCAACUGGCUAUCAUAAAACAGAUGGAAGAACCAAUGCAAGUAGCGGCGGACUCGUCUUCACUCAGUUUGCAGUUACCUCAGACAAGCACUGGGUCACCUGGCUUAUCAAGAAGGCGUAUUUCGAGGGUUCAUAAAAAGAAUGAACGUGGUGAGACACCAUUGCAUGUAGCAGCACGUAAGGGAGAACACCAACUGUGCAAGAAGUUAAUCGAGGAAGGUGCAGUUAUCAAUGCUCGGGAUUAUGCUGGUUGGACUCCCUUACAUGAAGCAUGCUAUCAUGGGCAUUUCAAAGUUGCUAAACUUCUUCUUAGCUACGAUGCAGAUGUUAAUGCGCUGUCAGAUUGUGAUGACACUCCUUUACAUGAUGCUGUCACGAGUGGAAAUGAAAAGUUGGUUUGGUUGUUGUUACACGCGGGUGCAAGUCGUGAUCGUAUUGACAAUGAUGGGAAAAAGCCGAUUGAUAUCUGUCACUCAGAGUAUAGUGGAAUAAGAAAUCUUCUGUCCGCUGCUACCAUCCCGGAACUGUGUCUAGUGGAUGAGUCACCUUCUCUAAGUCCAUCUAGUCCAAGUCACAUACAAGGUUCGUCCCAGGUCUUUACGGCAAAUCUAAUACAGCUUAGUGCAGAGAAGCAAUGCUUAAUAUCACCGAAUAGUGAUGAUUUUGUAGCUAAUGCAGAAACUUUUUCGAGAGGGAGAGACGGAGAAAUCAGUGAAGAGCUGGGAAUGCAGUUACAAGGAUCACGCAGUCAGUUGUUGAGUGGAGGAGAUUUCGAUAAGAACACAAAAUCCCCUGAUUUUGACGAUGUUGUAUUAAGGGAUGAAGAAGUGAGAGUCGGAAUUCGUCAUGAUUUUGAUGACAUCGGUCACUCAUUAUCUGUGCAUCGUUCAUUGUGGCCUGAAGAAAGAAAUGAUGCAUUAAAAAGGGUUGGAUUGCAUACUGGUUCUUCACCAUAUGAAUUUGAUCAUGAUCUAUCGCCAUCUCAUGUCUCGUUUGAAAAUGCUUGCUUUGGAAUAAACGAAUCAAACGAAGCAGAAAUUCGCAAUCUUGAACAUCCACGUAAUACAUACACCGAACGUUUCUCUCCUCAGUAUACAUCUCAAAAAUCAACUUAUGAAAAGCGCAAACAAAGAGGUCGAAGACGAGGACGAGACAUCUCUGUGACUGCAGGCUGUGGUACUAUGGCUCAAGCAUCUCAGUCUGAUGAUGUGUAUGAAUUUCGCAGUAGCCCGGAAUCAGAUGUAGGUGUAAAUAAGACAGAAUCUGUUGGAGAUAUGGAACGAGAAUUGAGCGAAUCGCCAAAUUUGAAGAGGCAGCGAUUUAACCAAACUGAAACGACUACUGUAGCCCCUUUCGCUUCAACUGCAAUUUCUGAAACAAGUUCUACCCAAGAAGGUAUAUCCAUACUAGAAAAAGGAGAAGCUUUGGAUAUAGCAUCAAAUAUAUCUGAUUUGACGGAUGAGAAAGCUGAUGGAACAACGGUUGGUCGUAAGGUACCUCCGCUUCGCAUAUCGCUACCCCGUACACCCACCGAAGAUGGCACAGCGCUGACAAGUUCUGCGGAUGAUGUGACGUCCGUUGCGAUGAAUGCUAUAAGACGAAAUACAAGAAGUACCAAAAGUAUUACUCGCAGAAAUCAAAGCCCUGAACAGAGUGUCAACAAUACUUGUGAUGAAAGCAUACAACGUGUUACAAGAAGCAAACUUCGACAAUCCGGGCGACAACUUCGUGACCAUUCUUCAGUGAGCUUUGAAACGUCAGCGAAGAGAAAAUCUAAUAGCUGGCGACGUAAUUCUGCAGCUAUUGGAUCGCCAAUGCCCGCGCUCUCAGCGGCAACUUCCGAUGAACAGACUUCUAGCAAUGAUACUGGCGAUAGAGCUGAUGCCGAUGAAAGCUCACAUUUGGAACUGGCUGCGCUGAAGGAAGAUGAAAAUGCGUUAUUGGCUUUGUCAUUGAUGAAAAAGAACAGCUAUGAAGGUUUUCGAGACUUCCGUUGUGUAAUUGAAGAACGCUGGGCCAAAGACGCAACGGAAGAGAUUGUUGCUCCAGAAAGUCCACCUAAUUUUAAAAGUUAUUUGAUUGUACAAGGAAAUUACACAUCCGCAAGCAAUUUAGACUUACUAUCAUCUCAAGACAAAGUUGAUCUUGCGUUUAUGGAAAAAUUGACAAUAAAGCUUCGUAAUCUUCACACUGAACAGCAGGAAAAGAGGCGAAACAUGUAUUUUUAUCACCAGGUGGAACGUGAACGAUUACAAAUGCAAGCAGAAAGUGAAGUAAUACGUAUGCUUACGCGAAAGGCAAAUGGACAUAAUGGAUCCUUUUCGACGAUGAGGGUGAUUCGAGAAACGAAUUUGUUCAAUACUGGUUUUUUGGAAGUGAAGCCAAAAAAGUUACCAAUUAUGGAAAUUUCGGAAGUGAAAGUGAAAUAUGAGAAACUUGCAGAGAUAAUGCUCAGACGGCAGCAAAUGGAGGCAGAUGCACUAUAUGCCGAACAGAUAUUUAUUUGGAAUGCGGCAGUUCAGAGAAGCGAAGAUGUAACAUUAUCAAGUUUGAAAAAUGCUAUACCACAUGUAUCAGUUAACCCAGUAAUUCUAAAUUUUUAA